CGCAAGCACCAUCGCGAGAAAGGUGCCGGCAUCGCGAUGGACGGACCGAAGUACCCGCCGUUGACGGACGACAUGACGGUAUUCAUCCCAAAGAGUGAGCUGCGGCAUCGAACCCUGCUUCCGUCAGUGUUCGAUGCCCAGUUGAUAAUGGAAGGCCCCAUGAUUCCUUUCAUCUACGAGCGCAACUUCCUCGUCAUGACGAAUGAUGGCCUGCGGCACAAACGUUUGGAGGGCAUGUGCAAGGAACCACGGGUCACGACGCGCCCGAAAGACAAGCACCCCAUGCUCAAGAUCGUCGACAUGAUCUCGUGCACGUCGAUUCACGACCGCAAUGAGACAUGCACCCUUGUGCGAGUACGAUGGCAAAACCUCGACUGGACAAACGACACAUGGGUCCUCACGAACCAAGUCGAGAACACGGCGCUGCUGCAGCAAUUCUACGUCGGAGCGUCUUCAUCGUGGCAAACGAGUCAGUUUAUCUCCAAAAUGGCGAGGUAUAGGUAUCCUUCCGAGGAGCAGCUCUGGGACGACGAGCCAGGCAUCGCCGACUGGAAGCGGGAGCACAGAAUUACCGGGCUCACGAAGCCAUCGGAAAAUUCGGCGUCUUUCUCCAGCGCUACACAUCCACACCUACGAGCACUUCCUCCUUCAAGUGGUUCCUCCCGGCCAGUGGACCACCAUCCUCUCAACGACUCGCACCCUUCCAGUCGACGUCCCAACGCCCCGUCGGAGCAGUAUUCGUUUCAUUACGCCCGGUUUGGAACUUCCAAGAAGCACUCCCCCACCGCUACAGAAAUCGCCACCGAUGCGGCGAAGCUCUCAUCGGCCGCUGCUCAAGCGGCAAAGCAGGCAUUUGCCCAAGACAGCCUGGCAACAAGCCAACCCGCUAGACGUAUUAGUACACCCAGGACGCCUCAACCGACUCAGCCGCCCUCACUGAUGCCACGUCGGCACUCGGACACUGCUUCCACGCCACCUUCCUCUGCGCAAAGCUCGAAUCACCAGUCGCAGAGCACCCAUCACCGCCGCGUUGUGUCCCACUCGUCUCCAAGGCGCUCCCCCGAUCGGCAGCUUCCGUUGGAUCAGCCGAGGGUGGUAGACGACGACGUUCGAAAGAAGUCGACUGCGUGGGUUCCGUCCAGGCCAUCCAACAACGAGCUCCAGAGAUCUUCGGCGAGAGCAGUGGUCGAGGUGUCGGAGGCAAGGCACCAGAACGGGGAUGGCAGGCGAGGGAACGACUCGACCAACCUCAGAGACGAUGCACCGUGGGAGGUCAAGGAGCCACGAUCGAAGCGCAUUCGAGCAGCGUCUCCGCUAUCGUCGGAAGCUGCUUCCACGGAAAAGGCUGAAGCAGCGCAUGCCCCCCCUCGCCACUUUGUCCACGACCGACUUGCAGUGCUCGCGGACCGCAGACUCAAGCGACAGAAAGCUAGUCAACCGACAGCAACGACUACAAACUCUUCGAACGCACCUGAAUCCCCAUGGCAGAUCCCUAAACGACAGCCCCCGACGUCAACCGCUGCAGCCCUCCCGUCCAAGUACUGCCCAAGCAAAUUGUCCUUACCAGGUAGCCCCACCACAAGCGACAACGCAUCUGGUCAGGACCAUGGCAUGUCGCCACCGCGCAAGUCGUCCCCAGCGCGGCAAACAUCACUUGCAAAGAGCCAUGCCGCCCCCGCCAAGGAUGGCCUCAGUCCAGUCAGCAAGCAAGGCGCCAGCGACCAGGCUCCAACAGCUCCCACGGCUGCAACAACUCUGGCAAGUCGUUCUGACAAUCAAACGAACGCGACUGCAUCCGUGGAAUCAUCGAAGCCAAACGGUGACGGCCAAGGUUCGUCGAGUGUGUCGAAUGGUGGAUGGGGAAUGGAGACGUCUGUACCUCUAAAGAAAGGCACGGGAUGGGGAGACCUCCCACCGACCAGACCGUCAAGGGGAUGGGGCGAUUUGCCGUCGACAAAGCCAUCGGGUAGUUGGGGCAGUCCUCGCCACGCAUCGUCUCCUCUUCGAGCCAUCACCACGUCCGCUAGAGGCGGUGAUCGGCCUCGUCCGAGGUCACCGUCAAAGGACGCGGGGGUGCGGUCGACGCCAAAUCCAGAGACUGGCACCUCUGACCAGUCGCCCCGCGGGUCGUCGAGUGGCUGGGGACAUCUGCUUCGCCCUGUGGACUCUCUAAUCGACGUCACGCCAGACGCCGCGCUUGAACGACGGCGCGCUGAUAAGUCGUCGUCGCCUCCAUUCGCUUCAAAUCAACUAUUCGCGACUGAAUCGUCGGAAAAUACAACGCGAAAGGAUGAUCUGUCCGACGAGCUCUCGAACCACGACAACGAUGGCUCGCCAAAAGUCACAGCGCAAGCCACGCAAAACGCUGACCCUGUUCAUCCACGUGCUCGCCACGACGUAGUGACUGUACCUGGCAACGCGGAGGGGACUGCUGCUGCGCAAGAACCCCCUCGACGUGACGCGACUCUAGCGACUUCAGCAACAUCGACGGCUGACGAUGGCCCGACCACUGAACCAAGUCCAUCGAAUGCAUCGCCUUGUCCUGCUCCGGUCGUCAUGGCUGCGAAUGCAGCGAUCCCACUAGAGGAACCAAGAUCCGACGUAGGUCAGCAUCCUGUGGAGUCCCAGCCAGAGUCAAAGCACCACGACUCGAUCGAGCCAGAAUCGCCAAACGUCGACGCCGCCCCACGCGUGCCUGGCGCAUCCCAUACACAAGUCGAGCCAACGCCAGCACCCGCUGCUGCGACCCCCGCCGUCAAGAUGCAUGCAGAGCCUAUGCAUCCCUUGUGGCGACCACCAACUCUGCCUCGAUCCGUCAUUCGAUGUUUGUGUGGGGCUACCUCGGUCGAAGACUACAUUGGCGAGUGGGUGCAGUGCUGGACCGAGUCAUGCGGGUCAUGGUUCCACGUGACGUGCGUCCCGACGCCGUUGACCACUCCAUACCGGUGUGCAUCGUGCUGCGGUGUGUCCCGCCCAUCGUUUCCGCCCGUCCCGACGCCUCACCUCUUGUACCUGUGCUGCAAGGCCAACUCGCGUCGAGCAUUUCGCGCUGCGAUCGACAACUUUCCAUCCAAACCUUCCUUUCUCCGGUACAAAUGCCUCGCGGACGACAACUCGAACGGUGUUGUGGUGGCCGCCAAGGUCGGUGCCAAAGCGAUUCUCGAAGAAUUCGUGGCGCUGUUCACCCCGUCUCAAGUCACGAGCAGCGUCAACAUUCUCAAUCAAACCCCUCUACACGUCGCGAUCCUCCACGGCCAUUUCCACUGCCUUCCUGUGCUCACUCGCCUCCAGCCGUUGUGGUUUCAGGUCCCCGAUGCUUACAGCUCCCUCCCGAUCGACUACGUCCUGCAAGUUCAACCGGCGCAGGUCAUCCCGCUCCUCCAAGACCAGCCCGAGCUCGUGGAUGUCGUCAACUCGGCUACGGGAAACUCAAUUGCACACGCCUUGUGUGCAUCCGCGCCCCCCAACUUUGCAUCCAUCUUGGCGCUGCUGCCUCCUUCGCUGCUGGCUUCUGUCAACCAUCACGGCCAAACACCAGCGAUGCUGCUCCUGCGGGCUCCGAACGUGACAAGGAGCCAUUUUCAAGCGCUCGUCCAAUUCUCGACGAACGCUUCGACUUCCAACUCGUGGUGGACCCACGUCGACGACCAAGGCCGCACUGUGGUGCAUUUUGCUCUGACUUACAAGCACGCGUGGGCGUUGGAACUGGUCGACUUGGCUGCGUUUCGAGAGUUCAAGCUGCUGCACAUGGCCGCCGAGCUCGGGUUGGCGCAGGCAGUCGCGCUGCUUGUGUCCGCGCAGUUCUCUCUACGAACGCAGCACGGCGGGGACACCGAGCCAUCGCUGACGUCGACGGGGUGGUGGCCCAUCUUGCAUGCGUCGACACCGACCUGCGUGCUCGAACUACUCCGGACCGACACGAUUGCCCAGCUCGAGUACUUGUACCAGCACAGCCAGACGCACAGCUCCAAGGUAUAUCAGAUCCUCAACUCGAUCGCAUCGCAUUUGCCGCUCUACGACUUUGUCCAAACGAUUGCGCUGGCUAGUCCCGAUCAGUACCUCACCGGACGGUGUCAGUUCCUUCAGCGCUUCCGCAAGUGCCUCCGCCUAGACGUGAAGCUCCUCCAGCUGCAGCUUCACGUGGCAUCGAUCCCUGCUGUCCAGAAGUCCGCGGUGUCGGUGUACGCUCCGUCAGAAGACGAGUUGUGGACAUGCAUCCAGGCCCAGUGCCCGACCACGAUGAACUGGCGCCGCCCGUUCGAGUUGACGAUUCAAACGACGGUUUGGCCGUCAAGACAUCCGCACGUGUGGGACCUCUUGGCGUCGCAACUCCGAAGGCUCGGGUCGCACUUGUUUGACGCGCCGUCGUCUGUGUUUGGUCUUUUGGGACGGCUUCUUGCGCACAUGGUCGUCGUGGGGCAAAAGCUGUCGUCGGCGGUCCUCCCGCCACCGUUUUUGAGCACUCCCGCCGAAUUCAAGCCCGACUUGGCGACCGCAUUCAAGGCCGGAUUCGAUUCGGUGCUGCCGGGCGUUGUAGACAAUUGGAAUGGAUACGAACGGUUCAUCCUGCUGCACAAGGUCGAGUUUCCCCAGACAUUGCAACAGUGGAAGAACGGCCUCGUGACGUACGACGCCCCAUUCCACCCGCGCCACCCAUCGAUUGUGUCGUUCUGGAACGUCAUCGAGUCGGGCUUGGUGCCGCAGGAACAGGUAGUGUGCCGCUUGCGCUGCGGCCAGCCCCUGCGCAUCACGCCUGCUCCGACGGUCGGCAUCGUCGAGAAGACAGUUUUCGGCGUACCAGAGACCAUUUCGUUCGAGAAGCUGCAUGUCGACCUUGUGUUGUACAUCCGAGGCUUUCGAAAGCAAGUCAGGAAAAGGUGAAAGUUGCCAUCGUGAAAUGGGACGGCUGCCCAAGCCCCUGCGCCACACGCUCCACAACCACUCAUUUCGUGCGAGUAGGAGUGCGCUGAGCUCUCGAGUGACUCGCAGGGCAAACGUGUGGUGGUAGUUGCUUCAAUCAGAUAUUUAUUCUUGUACUUAUCCAGCACACGGAUGGACGUCGCCAA
Aphanomyces invadans is the source of this 5066-nucleotide messenger RNA. RefSeq lists its product as hypothetical. Lineage: Eukaryota; Oomycota; Saprolegniomycetes; Saprolegniales; Verrucalvaceae. The record is from RefSeq and is a predicted model, not a curated record. Bases 37 to 4881 code for a protein of 1614 amino acids. The transcript has a single exon.